AUGUUCACUUUCAACAAUCUCCCAUUCGAGAUUCGUGCUCAAAUACGGAAGCUUACAGUUGAGCCCCGAACUGUCGAGGUUACCAUCCUCUGGGAGGAAAGGCCCUACCGUCUAGCCUCGACAACGCCUAUGCCAGCAGCACUAAAAGUCUGUCAGGAAGCCCGUAACAUGGAGCUAUACAAGCAAGUAUUCUCCGAGCUUGGUGAUGGGCUGCGCUAUGUCUGGCUCAAUUUGGAUAUUGAUAUGGUUUCUAUCAGCAACAGGGUUUCGUUCCCCUUCAAGCCAGUUGCGCACAUGAUCAAGCGGCUUAAGUUUCAGCGCGGAAACCAGGAGGAAUGCUUCUACCAUUUUGAAUCGAAAGAAAUUCGGACAUUUGUCAACGCAGAGGAGAUUCAUGUAAUCUGUGAGGAUGGAUAUGAGAAUUGGGGUGGGGCUACAUGGCCUGGUGAUGAGGGGCAUUGA
Molecule: messenger RNA, 462 nt
Organism: Pseudogymnoascus destructans
Lineage: Eukaryota; Fungi; Ascomycota; Leotiomycetes; Thelebolales; Thelebolaceae
Exons: 2
Coding region: 1-462 (153 amino acids)
Source: RefSeq, a predicted model, not a curated record